GUGGAAAACAGCUUCGUCCUCCCUCCAGCCCAGCAAUAACCCUCAUGCAGGUGUCUUGGGUUCGGUGCCCCUGCACUGAGGUUGCGAGGGGGACACUUAGGAGCGCAGGAGCCACCCCCUUCCUCAUUCUUUGGGAGUGAAGCCCGUGCCCAGUCUUGGAUCCAGAGGCAGCAAGAGGCCAGUUUCCUCCCGGUUUUCAUCGUCUGUUGGGUAGCUCCGGAAGGGCACGUGAGGGGAUUGCGCGUGUGUGCAUGUGUGUGUGUGUGUGUGUGUGUGGGGUGGGGGUGGAGAUGCUGCUCUUGUCCUGACACAGGCACACACUCACGGCUGUGGUGCAUAGUGCUCUCUGGACACCGCACAGCCCCGGUGUGGCGGCCGGCGAGUUCCCCAUGCACUCGAGUGCUCACCGGGCACGGUGCACUUGGGAAGCGUGUGCCUGGCUUACACCAGCACCGUGCCCCCGGCACAGCCCCCUCCGGCAGGCGGCCCGGAGUCAGGGCACGGCUUGCUCAACGCAAGGGCUGUGCAGUGAGUGGGUGCUGUCCUCGUGCACACAGCCUUCUGCACUCGGGGCAGCCCGGGGGCUGGAGCGGCCACGCUGGGGGUUUCCGUGGGUCUCCGAGCUGCAGACAGGAGCUGGCGCGUGGCGCCCCGUUUCAGCACGGCAAAGCAAGCCAGGUUUCUCUCCCCAGGGUCAGAGCUGGUGGAGAAUGAGCCUCCCUCCAGGUAGCAGCGGUAACAACCCCUACCCCAACACCUACCCUGAUGACUACCCUGGCGACUACAACUUCACGAUGCCCGACCGGGACAGCUCGGACGUGCUGCCCUACACGCUCACACCGCUCCACGGCCUGGCCCUGGCCUUCUACGCCCUGGUCUUCAUACUGGGCGUGCUGGGCAACGGGGCCGUCAUCUGGGUGACGGGCGUGGAGAUGAAGCGCACGGUGAACACCGUCUGGUUCCUCAACCUCGCCGUGGCCGACCUGCUGUGCUGCCUGGCGCUGCCCUUCCUGGCCAUGCCCCUCAUCCGCGACCACCACUGGGCGCUGGGCAGCUUCCCCUGCAAGCUCCUGCCGUCCCUCACCAUCCUCAACAUGUUCGCCAGCGUCUUCGUCCUCACGGCCAUCAGCGCCGACCGCUGCGCCCUGGUGACCCUGCCCAUCUGGUGCCAGAACCACCGCUCGGCGCGGCUGGCCUGGGGCGUGUGCGGGGCGGCCUGGCUGCUGGCGCUGCUCCUCACCGUGCCGUCCUUCAUCUUCCGCAAGACGCGCACGGACGUCUUCUCCCCCAAGGUGACGUGCGUGCUGGACUACGCCGCCGUGCCCGGGCACCAGCAUGCGGCCGAGGUGGCCACGGCCGCCCUGCGCUUCACCUGCGGCUUCCUGGCGCCCUUUGUCGUGAUCUGCACCUGCUACGGGCUGCUCCUUGCCCGGCUCCGUGACAGCCGGUGGGGGCUGUCGCGCCAGCCCACCCGGGUGGUGCUGCCGGUGGUGGUGGGCUUCUUCGUGUGCUGGCUGCCCUACCACGUGGUGGGACUGGUCCUGGCCACGCACGUGUCCGGCGCGGCCCCAUACAGCCUGGCACACGCCGCUCAGCCGCUGGUGCUGGGCCUGGCCUACGUCAACAGCUGCCUCAACCCCCUGCUCUAUGUGCUGCUGGCCCGCGGGCUCCGGUGCUCCCUGGGUGCCCGCCUGGCCGGCGCCUUGCAGGAGUUGGAGCCCACCGCUUCGACGCCCUCCAAGUCCACCAGCGACCGGGCCACCAUGGAGGAGCAGGUGUAGCCGGCGGGCACCGGGGAAGGGCUGAGUGCUGGCACCGCAAUGAGUUGGCGUCCCUGGGUGCGUCCUCGGUGCCACUUGGGUGCCAGCUGCUUGCUUGGCCCCAAUGAGAUUGAAGUCGGUUCCUUAUUCCCAGUUCCUUAUUCCUGGUUCCUUUUUCAAAGCUGAUCUAGAGCCAAUAAAAGCUUGCUAUUAAUAAACUCCGUAUCCUAAAGAAAGAGAAUUUCAUGAGCUACACAUAUGUACUAAUUAAGAUGUAAAAUAAUAUUCCACGUCAAGUACAGAGCCCUAAAUGAAGGUUGGAUUAGGGUUUAUGGGGCAAAGUACUUCU
Messenger RNA from Alligator mississippiensis (American alligator), 2109 nucleotides. RefSeq names its product C5a anaphylatoxin chemotactic receptor 1. NCBI's taxonomy places the organism in Eukaryota, Metazoa, Chordata, Crocodylia, Alligatoridae. The record is from RefSeq and is a predicted model, not a curated record. Gene Ontology annotation, molecular function: G protein-coupled receptor activity; complement component C5a receptor activity. The transcript has 2 exons. Bases 390 to 1781 code for a protein of 463 amino acids. Gene Ontology annotation, cellular component: plasma membrane. Gene Ontology annotation, biological process: chemotaxis; complement receptor mediated signaling pathway; positive regulation of cytosolic calcium ion concentration.